AUGGAAUUCAAUGGCAUGCGAGAACUUGAUUAUGAGAAACAAAUCUGGGCAGGACAUUGUCGAGUCUCUAGGCUUUGGCUAGGUGUACAUGUCACGACAGACAAAGUCCUGCAUUUGAACAUGAUUAGGGGAAUGAUAUACGAGUCCACAUCCCACCGUUUCACUAAAGCAAGUGAGAUGCCAGCUAAAUUGGGAGAAAUACUCAUCCUCUCAGAUGUUGUCGGGGAAUUGGAGAAGCACUCGAAUCUCCUUACCACCACCAAUAUUGUUCGAAAAACCACAAGGAAGGAGCUUGAUCUGAAACUGAUUCUGUAUCCUAACCUUGAUAUACCGGAACUGGAAGUGAAGGAUUUCACAACAAGGUAUCAGAUUCAGCUUGAGGUUGAAAGCAAUUCAAAGUCAGCAACCUUUAUACUUUUCGAGUAUGAAGGGAAACGCUUCUUUGGGCCAUCUGCUAAUGAUCUCUUCAAUAGAACUGGUCAGAACAUUGAGUGUUCGAACUCUAAUCUGCAUGACAACUCCUCUUCUUUACUCAGUAGUGGGAUUGAGUCCUCCAAAGCUUCAUCUCACAAAUCCAUCUCCAUUUCAACAGCCAAAGAGUCUGCUUCUAUGCCCCCUGACAACAAACUCAAGCGAAAGAUGCCUUUGGCGUGA
This is a messenger RNA of Linum trigynum, 654 nucleotides long. Lineage: Eukaryota; Viridiplantae; Streptophyta; Magnoliopsida; Malpighiales; Linaceae. The record is from the annotation of a GenBank genome assembly.